AUGCUUAAUUCCCAAUGCACACAAUCUUGGAGAAUCAAGACGAUUUUCAACACACUUUACAACCCUUCUGAUUUUAUCACCACUCCUUCACAGGUUUUGAUGCAUGCCAUAGAUAUUUUCACCCAUCUACCAGCUUUUGGGAGAUUGAUUUAUCUGCAACUAAAUGAGGUUACUGGUGAAGCAAUGAUGGAUAUUCUUCACAAUUCCCCAAUUCUUAAUACGCUUAUUUUACAAAAUGGAGUAUCUGAAUUAAAUAAAGAUGUGUUGACUUCUGCAUCAGUGCCUCAGUGCUUUCUGUUUAGCCUCAAGGUUUUUCAGUUCAAAGAGUUUAACGUGCGUGAGCAUGAGGUUCUUAUGGCAAAAUUCGUGAUGGAAAAUGCAGCAGUGCUGGAGGAAAUGAAUAUAUGUUCUGCUUUUUGGCUACGGUAUUCAGAUAUUGACAUGGAGAAAGUUCAGAAACAGAUUCUCUCUUUUCCAAAGCGUUCCAACUCUCUCAUUGUACAAUUUUCUCACGUCAAUGGUUCCUGA
This is a messenger RNA of Sphenostylis stenocarpa, 528 nucleotides long. The record is from the annotation of a GenBank genome assembly. Lineage: Eukaryota; Viridiplantae; Streptophyta; Magnoliopsida; Fabales; Fabaceae.